Messenger RNA from Columba livia (rock pigeon), 3694 nucleotides. RefSeq names its product endothelin converting enzyme 2 (gene ECE2). The transcript is spliced from 19 exons. The record is from RefSeq and is a predicted model, not a curated record. Bases 179 to 3112 code for a protein of 977 amino acids. Gene Ontology annotation, cellular component: plasma membrane. Gene Ontology annotation, biological process: protein processing. Gene Ontology annotation, molecular function: metalloendopeptidase activity. Lineage: Eukaryota; Metazoa; Chordata; Aves; Columbiformes; Columbidae.
GGCUGUGGAUACAGCCAGGGCCUCCACCUCACUCACCACUGCAGUGACCUCGGCUGUGCACACCUGUGUGUGUGUGACUGUGUCACCCGAGUGCAGUGGCACAGGUCUGUGGGUGACCUCGGGAUGCCUCGGUGUAUCUGGGAGAGGUGUCAGUGAAUGUGUGUGCAUCUGCUUGGGCAUGUGCCUGGUCAGGGGCGGGCUGGGCUGCUGUAGCUGUGCCCCAUUACCACUCCGCUGCCAGUGCCGGUACCCGGUGCUAUGCUGGUGUGCCUCCCCGGGUGCUGAAGCCCAGUGCCGGUACAUGUCAGCGUGCCGGUGCCCGUGGCGAGUGUUCGGCUGUAAGCCCGGUGCUGCUGCCCAUACCGGUGUCUGUCCGAGUGCUGGUGCCGGUGCACCUCCCUCACUGGCGACGGUGCAGGUGCCUGUGCUGCUCCCGUGUGUUGCCGGUGCGGGGCUCCUCCCGCGCACACGGCGGUCACCUUGGCGGCGGGGUCGGGUGGAGCGGAGCGGAGCCGUACGACCGGGCUGGGCACUGGUGUCCCCGCUCCAGCCACCCCCCGAGGCGCCGGCCCCAGCCGCGCCCGCCCGGUGCCCGCGGGCCGCGCCCAGCCGGUACCAGCCGCCGCUGCUCCAUCCCUCCGGUGAGGCCCCAUCCCUGCCCAGUCCCGGUCCCGGUCCCGGCGGCGGCGCGGCGCCCGGUGCGGACCAUGGCGGCGGCGGAGGCAGGCGGCGCUGCGGCGGCGGCGGGGGCCCGGCGCGGCCCGGGCAAGGAGCGGAGCUAAGCGGGAGGCGGCCCGGGAUGGCCAGGAUGAACGUGGCCCUCCAGGAGCUCGGACACGCUAUGCCUGACUACAAGCGUGCCACGCUGCAGGACGAUGAGGGGCUGGAGCCAGCGGUGGAUGGAAGUGCCUCUCCUGACAGUGUGGAGGUGGGGUUUCGGAAGGGGCCGGGGCCGCUGCUGAGCCGCCUGGCCUCGCGCAGCCAGCUGGAGCUGGUGCUCUGUGCCAUCGCCGUCUCCCUGGCCCUGCUGCUCGGCAUCGCCGUCGUCGCCCUGGCCAUCCAGUACCACAGAGACCCCUCGCACAGCAUGUGCCUGACGGACGCCUGCAUCCGGGUGGCCAGCAAGAUCCUGGAGGCCCUGGAUGUGGAGACAGACCCGUGCCAGGACUUCUACCAGUAUUCAUGUGGGGGCUGGAUCAAGAGGAACCCCCUGCCCAACGGGCGCUCCAAGUGGAGCACCUUCAACAGCAUCUGGGACCAGAACCAGGCCAUCAUGAAGCAUCUCCUAGAGAAUGCCACCUUCAACUCCAGCAGCGAGGCGGAGCGGAAGACACAGCGGUACUACCUGUCCUGCCUCAAGGAGCAAAGGAUAGAGGAGCUGGGCUCCCAGCCCCUCAUGGAGCUCAUUGAUAAGCAGAUUGGAGGGUGGAAUGUCACUGGCUCCUGGAACCAGACCAGCUUCAUGGAGGUCCUCAAGAUGGUGUCAGGCACAUACCGAGCAACCCCUUUCUUCACGGUGUACGUGGGUGCAGACUCCAAGAGUUCCAACAGCAAUGUCAUCCAGGUGGACCAGUCGGGGCUUUUCCUCCCAUCCCGAGAUUACUACCUGAACAAAACUGCCAAUGACAGGGUCCUGGCAGCGUACCUGGACUACAUGGUGGAGCUGGGCACCCUGCUGGGGGGGACCCCGGAGCCCACCCGCCUCCAGAUGCAGCAGGUGCUGGACUUUGAAACCCAGCUGGCCAACAUCACCGUGCCCCAGGCUGAACGACGGGACGACGAGAAAAUCUACCACAAGAUGAGCAUCGCUGAGCUGCAGGCCUUGGCCCCCGCCAUCGACUGGCUGGAUUACCUGUCCUAUGCUCUGGCUCCGCUGGAGCUGGCAGACACAGAGCCCGUGGUGGUGUAUGGGGACACCUACCUCCAGCAAGUCUCUGACUUGAUCAACGGCACGGACAGGAGCAUCCUGAACAACUACCUGAUCUGGAACCUGGUGCAGAAGACAGCCUCUAGUCUGGACCAGCGCUUCGAGACAGCCCAAGAGAGGCUGCUGGAGACACUCUAUGGCACUAGGAAGUCCUGCACACCCCGCUGGCAAACCUGCAUCUCCAACACAGACGACACGCUGGGCUUUGCCCUGGGCUCCCUCUUUGUCAAAGCCACCUUUGACCGGGACAGCAAAUCCAUUGCUGAGGAGAUGAUCAGUGAGAUCCGAGCGGCCUUUGAGGUGUCCCUGGACCAGCUGGACUGGAUGGAUGAGAAGACCAGGCAGGCUGCGAAGGAGAAGGCAGACACCAUCUACGACAUGAUCGGCUUCCCCGACUUCAUCCUGGACAACAAGGAGCUGGACGAUGUCUAUGAUGGGUACGAGGUCUCAGAGGACUCCUUCUUCCAGAACAUGCUCAACUUCUACAACUUCUCUGCCAAAGUGAUGGCCGACCAGCUCCGGAAACCCCCCAACCGUGACCAGUGGAGCAUGACCCCGCAGACUGUCAAUGCCUACUACCUGCCCACCAAGAAUGGGAUCGUCUUUCCCGCCGGCAUCCUGCAGGCUCCCUUCUAUGCCCGCAACCACCCCAAAGCCCUGAAUUUCGGUGGCAUCGGUGUGGUGAUGGGGCACGAGCUGACGCACGCGUUCGAUGACCAAGGGCGGGAGUAUGACAAGGAGGGCAACCUGCGGCCAUGGUGGCAGAACUCCUCCCUCGAGGCCUUCAAGAACCGGACAGCAUGCAUGACAGAGCAGUACGGCCGCUACACCGUCCACCACGAGAAGGUCAAUGGCCGGCAGACGCUGGGCGAGAACAUCGCUGACAAUGGCGGGCUCAAGGCAGCCUACAACGCAUACAAGUCCUGGCUGCAGAAGAACGGGGAGGAGAAGCGCCUGCCAGCCCUGGGGCUCACCAACCACCAGCUCUUUUUUGUGGGCUUCGCACAGGUCUGGUGCUCUGUCCGGACGCCCGAGAGCUCCCAUGAAGGGCUGGUGACCGAUCCCCACAGCCCCGACAAGUACCGCGUCAUUGGCACCCUCAGCAACUCCCGGGACUUUGUGGAACAUUUUGGCUGCCCCCUCGGCUCCCCCAUGAACCCUGGCAAGCACUGUGAGGUGUGGUAGGGACAGGGAGGGUGCUGGGGACAGAAAGGAUGAUGCUCUGCUGUGUCCCCCACCCCAGCCCUCGCCAGCUGCCUGAGCUGGCCCACAGGCAGAGAGCAGGGCCACCCCCCGGGUCACCCUCCAUCGCGGUCCCCCCUGCACACCGCUGCCUCGCCCCACCUCUGCCCCACUCCCCAGCACACACCAGGCACCCGCUGCAGCCCCAUUUACAGCCUGGGGCCAGGCACGGCUGGCAGAGAAGCCGUAGCACCCCCAAAACACAGCUCUGCCCCCCAAACCCUGACGUGCUAGAGAUGGGCACAGCUCAGUUCCCUCAGUGCCGCGUCCCCUCCCAGGCGGGCAGGCCAGAGGGGUCCCAGGGAGAGCAUUAGAGCCGAGCCCCCCACUCCUGUCCCCAACCUGCUGGAGAUGGAGACUGGGUGUCCCCCAGCUCCGCUCUUCCCUCACCCUUCCCGAUCUGGCUUGGCUUCCCCAUCCACCUCUGCUGGGACCAGCAGGUGCCAGCGAGCAGGGACUCUGGUGCCUUCAGCUGUGGGUGGCUGUCGCUGAAUUUAUUUAACUAUUAAAAGCAGUUUCCACUGA